Molecule: messenger RNA, 3469 nt
Organism: Elgaria multicarinata webbii
Lineage: Eukaryota; Metazoa; Chordata; Lepidosauria; Squamata; Anguidae
Gene: FMO1
Product: flavin containing dimethylaniline monoxygenase 1
Exons: 9
Coding region: 245-1834 (529 amino acids)
Molecular function (GO): N,N-dimethylaniline monooxygenase activity; flavin adenine dinucleotide binding; NADP binding
Source: RefSeq, a predicted model, not a curated record
AAAGGGCUGCUUUCCACAGCCUGACUGUGCCAGCUUCCAAAGUUCACUUAUGUAAUUCUCUCCCAAACUGGGUGUUUGUGGCAGCCAAAAGACUUCCUUCCUUCCCACUGUCUUGCACCAAGUUCCCCAGUAUGUGUCUCCAAUAUUCUGCAGCUUGGGUUACGAAUAAAUCACUCUGCAGCUCCUGGCUGACACGCUUAUGAAAUCUCUGCAGAUUCUGUCAAGGGUUGAAAAGUGAGAGACCAUGACCAAGACAGUAGCCAUCGUUGGGGCAGGCGUGAGUGGACUGGCAUCUAUCAAAGGCUGCCUGGAUGAAGGGCUGCAGCCUACCUGCUUUGAGAGGAGCGAUGACAUUGGCGGAGUGUGGCGAUACACAGACUAUGUUGAGGAGGGGAGAGCCAGCCUCUACAAAACAUUGGUCAGUAACACCUGCAAGGAGAUGUCGGCCUUCUCAGACUUUCCGUACCCAGAAGAUUUUCCAGUCUUUUUACCCAGUGCCAGGUUCCUUGAAUAUCUGGGGAUGUAUACAAAACAUUUUGAUCUUCGGAAACACAUUCAGUUCAAGACUGUAGUGAUCAGCAUACGGAAGCAACCUGACUUCUCUACCACCGGCCAAUGGAACGUUGUCACGGAGACCAAUGGGAAGCAGACGUCAGCCAUCUUUGAUGCUGUGAUGGUUUGCAUUGGUUACCUUACCGAUCCUUCUUUGCCGCUCAGCUCUUUCUCUGGUAUAGACCAGUUUAAUGGCCAGUACUUUCACAGCCGAGACUACAAAAACGCAGAGGAAUUCAGAGAUAAAAGAGUGCUUGUGAUUGGCAUGGGGAAUUCUGGAGUUGAUAUUGCAGUGGAUGCCACUCACACAGCAAAAAAGGUGAUGAUCAGCACAAGCAGAGGUGCCUGGGUGAUAAGCCGUGUGUUCGAUAAUGGCUACCCUUGGGACAUGGUGUUCUUAACCCGUUUUAUGAACAUUGUCCGAAAUAGCCUUCCUGCAAGCGUCACGGCAUGGCUGCUUGCGAGCCGAGCUAACCAGUGGUUUAACCAUGCAAACUAUGGCAUAAUUCCAAAAGACAGGUCUGUGAUGAGAGAGCCGGUGUUAAAUGAUGAAAUCCCUGCAUGCAUCAUCACUGGGAAGAUCACUGUUAGGCCCGAUGUAAAGGAGUUCAAAGAAAAUUCUGUCGUCUUCGUAAACACUCCUGGUGCAGAGGAAGUGGACGUGGCUGUCUUUGCCACUGGAUACAAAGCUUCUUUUCCGUUCAUUGAUGAGUCAAUCAUCAAGGUUGAAAAUAAACAUGCUUCGUUGUACAAAUACGUCUUUCCCCCUCAGCUGGAGAAACCCACACUUGCCAUUAUAGGCUUCCUCAGGCCCUUAGGGGCAGUCCUGCCAGUCGUGGAGACCCAAGCACGCUGGGCCACGCGUGUCUUUAAGGGCUUGUGUAAGUUGCCUCCAGUUGACAUAAUGAUGGAGGAGGUCAAUGAAAAGAAGAAAAACAUGCCCAACUGGUUUGGCUUGUCCUUUGAUGAGGUUCUCAAAACUGAUUGCCUGAUAUACAUGGAUCAAAUUGCCUCCUUUAUUGGCAUAAAACCUAGCAUACCAGCAAUACUUCUCAAAGAUCCAGAAUUGGGCAUGAAGAUUUUCUUUGGGCCGUGUUCUUCCUACCAGUACCGUCUGACCGGACCUGGGAAGUGGGAGGGAGCCAGAGAUGCCAUCAUGAGCCAGUGGAAGCGAACCCUGAAGCCAAUAAGAACCCGAGUUGUAGAAGACUCUUCUAACAUCUUUACAUAUAUGCUUGCCAUAUUUGCUAUCUUUGUGGGAAUUUUCUUAAGUUUCAAUUAAUUCUGGCAGAUCUACAGCAGCCUUAGCAUCAGCUUUCUCAGUACAUAUUUUUGAUUAUAUUCUACCUUGCAAAGAAGGAAAGACAAGCCUUUUGAUAAGGGGACCAUACAAAAUUAUAUACACAGCCAAAAUUUUAGACAGAUAUAUUCAGAUAAUGUUAUCUUUUUGUAUCCAAAUUUCAAAAAGAUAGAAGAAACCUUUAACACCAAUAUAUGAGACCAAACUGAAAUCCAUUUGUAAAUUUGAAAAUUAGUUACAGAUCUAAAAGCCAGCUAUUAUAUUUCUUAAUUAAAAUAGUAGCUUUUUGAGAGCCAGUAUGGUAUAAUGGUUAGAGUGUCAGACUGGGGAGAUGGGGGCUUAAAUCCCAAAUGAGCCAUGAAGCUUACGUGAUGACCUUUGACCAAUCACUACCAUUCAGCUUAACCUACCUCACAGGUUUGGUGUGAGAAUGAAAUGAGGAGGGGUUGAGCUCCUUGAAGGAAAGAUGGAAUAUAAGUAUAGUAAAUAAUAAAUCAGGAAUGUUACUUUAAAAUUCAAAACUUUGUAUGCUAAUUCAAAGCCUGAGUUUAAAUGUUCCAACUUAGCAAUUCUCAAUGCAGACUGUUUCUCAUUUAUUUGUUUAUGUGCUAUUUGCACUUCUGUGCACUAAACAAAGACAUUUGCUUUGUAUGCCUUGAAUAUUAUAAAUGCACAGGGCACUAUUUCUAUUCUUACUACAUUUAGGAUAUUAAUUUACUCUGUAAGAUAUAGUGCUAUAGACACAUUAAGAAGGUAGAAGCCAGACUGAAGUAGAUCCAAAGUGUUUCUGGCCCAGAAACCUGUUUCUAACAUCGGACAGCCAGUUGCCUCUGGGAAAUCCAUGCACUGGACAUGAAGGCAAUAACCAUUUCCUGUUGAUUCCACACACCCGAGCAACUGGCAUUCAGAGGUGGAUUGCAUCUGAACCUGGAGGUUUCAUCUAGCUGUUAUGGCUAAUAGCCAUUUGAGGCUGCAGUCCCUAUGUCCACUUUUCCAGGAGCAAGCCCCAUUGAAUUCAAUGGGACUUACUUCUAAAAAGACAUGUAUAGGAUUGUGCUGUCAUAGACCUAUUGUAGUCUCUUUUUUAAAGUACUCUGAGACAAUACAAGAAAGACAUAGGUCUCUUCUCCCAAGCAUCAUGGGUUUUCCUGGGAUUUGGACUUGAAUGCUCAUGCACCCAAUACUCCGAGAAUGGGAGGGUGCUAUUGCAUUCAUGUCCUGCUUGUGGACUUCUCAUAUCUCGUUGGCCACAGUCGGGACAAAAUGCUGGCCUAGAUUUGCCUUGGUUCUGUUCAUAUGUUCUCAGUUCUACAGCCCUUUUAACAAGAAAAACGCUUUACAAAAUUUUGCUUCAGUCUUUUUUAAAUCAAAGAAUAGUUCAACAACUUUGAAUGUCACCAUUUCACAGUAUAUAGCACAUGUUUUCAACUUGUAGAGGUACAGAAAGAAAAGUUAAGGUGAUGACACAUUUCUAUAUGGGGGGAAAUUGAUGUUAAAACAGAGUUGUUUAUUCUAUAAAGAGCCAAAUUUAUUAUAUAAAUAGCCAAAUCAAUUAAUCUUGUUUAAAUUAUAUUAAUCUUUCCAUAAAGUAAUAAAAAUCAACCAAAGUAACACAAA